Ostrea edulis (European flat oyster) is the source of this 2688-nucleotide messenger RNA. Its product is annotated as multiple epidermal growth factor-like domains protein 6. The transcript is spliced from 5 exons. The record is from RefSeq and is a predicted model, not a curated record. Gene Ontology annotation, molecular function: scavenger receptor activity. Lineage: Eukaryota; Metazoa; Mollusca; Bivalvia; Ostreida; Ostreidae. The coding region runs from base 104 to 871 and encodes 255 amino acids.
UUUAACAUAUAUGUAAUUUUAGCAUACACUUGAGUAACCUAUUUUUUUUUUACAAACAAAUAUUAACUACCGUCAAGGAUUGUGAAAGUGUAUAAUUGUGGAAAUGGAGAUAUUUCAAUUAAUUCUAAUACUGCAGUUAUUCCUCGUCACAGUUAUAAAAGGACAAUGUUUUGGAAAUGGCACCUGUGUCUGUCAUUGUGUAGACUGCAGUGAGAAGUGUACGACUUGUUUGCCUGGUUGGGGUGGAUCCAAAGACUACAAUUGUCAAAGGCGAAACGUGUUAUAUCGGGCAGCAGCAGGAGAUGAUAAAGACGAUAAAAAUAAAUUACUAGAUGAAGAUUUUUCAACUUCUUUGGAGAAUAAGGACUAUAAGCCAUUUUUGAGAGUCCAACUAAAUAAGUCAAUAACAAUAGACAAACUAGACAUCACCCUUCUUCUCGAGCGGGGUGUAAAUUAUACAGUUUACAUCAAAGACAUGGCGUAUGUUAGGACCAUGAAUGUGAUAUGCAACAAGUUGGACCAGAGCAACAACACCGGGAAGAGAACUGUGUCAAUAACCUGUUAUAAGCCGCUCUCUGGAAAAUAUCUUGAAAUUGUUUCUUCAGAGAAAACACGUGUAAAAAUAUUUGAAAUUCGAUAUUUUGUACUGGUCAUGUUCAGUUCUAAUUUCCUUUCCUUUCAUCAGAAUGCACCAACGGAACUUUCGGUGAAAAUUGCAGCAGUGCUUGUGCGACCGGUUCUGGAAUUGACUGUAAUAUUAAUGCAGUGGAUUGUGUUUCUCAAAAAGGUUUUUUCGGUAAAUUUUGCAACCAGACCUGCUCUGAAUCGUGCGAUGAAAGUGGAUGUAAUCUUCUCACAGGCAAAUGCUUAAGUUGCAAGAAUGGAUAUUUUGGACCUCUGUGUGAGAAAAACUGCUCAUUUGGUUGUCAGAGAUCUUGUGGUAAGGUAUCUGGAAACUGUACAUGCAAACCAGGCUUCUUCACAUCAAACUGUUCUAAACAAUGUCCAAUUAAUUGUAAUAGGAAGGUAUGUAAACAAAGUGAGGAAAACUGUUUGGUUUGCAAAGAUGGAUAUUACGGUGAUUUCUGUGAACAUACAUGCAUUGGAAACUGCGAACAAGGAUGUGUAAGAUCUACAGGUAUAUGUGGUUCAUGCACAAAAGGUUUUUACAGUCAUUUCUGUAAUACUUUAUGUUCUGAAAAUUGCAUGGGAGACACCUGCUCUCGAGACGGUUCCUGUUAUCAGUGUAAACCAGGAUACAAAGGGGAACAAUGCUAUGAAAACUGUCCAGAACAUUGUACGCAAUGCAAGCAAUAUGAAUACGGAUGUUCUCAAUGUGAAAAUGGGUGGUUCGGCGUAAGAUGUGCAGAGAAGUGCCCUGCUGAAUGUGGAGGAAAUGGUUCGUGUGAAAUGAAAUCGGCUAAAUGUCAUGUUUGUGCAGUAGGAUAUUUUGGCAGUCAGUGUGAUCAGAAAUGCAGUCCAUAUUGUGAUUUAAAUGCGGUAUGUGACAUUGACACUGGGGUCUGUGAGCGUUGUAUUGCUGGAAGACAUGGUAGUCAUUGUGAAAGUCAAUGUAGCCAGAACUGUUUAAACUUUACAUGUCUAAGUAAUCAAACAUGCAGUCAAGGGUGUAAGGAUGGUUGGUUUGGCGAUAGAUGUAAUCAGGAAUGUAAUGCAGCUAUCUCAAAUUGUGCACAAUGCUCCUUUAUGGACAGUGAUACUCCAGUAUGUCACAAAUGUGCAGGUUCACGGUUUCUUAAAGGAUCGCAAUGCGUGAAGUGUCCAGAAAACUGUUCCUCUUGUGAAUCUGAAAAACACUGCACAGUGUGUAGUAAUGAUGUUAGCUAUGGUAAAACAUGUAACAUUCCGUGCAGUGGUGAUUGUAUAAACAAGAUGUGUGACAUGACUGGGAAUUGUCUAUAUGGCUGUAACAACAGUAAAUACGGUAUGGAAUGUGAUAAGGACUGCGCAGAAGGAUGCAGGCUAUGCUAUGAUGUUUUAAGUUGCUUUAAAUGUGAAGAUGGAUGGCUUGGUUCACCCUGUCGACAAAGCCCUAAACAAUGCGGGACAUGUUUUGAUAAUUUACUUGCACCACAUGCCAGGCAGGCUGGACAAAUUUGAAUGCGAACUGUACCGUUGGGGAAGACUGUAUAAGAAAUCCAGCACUGUGUGGAUAGUGGAUGGGCUUGUUAUGUUUUAAUUUUUUUUUUAUUUUCCUUUCAUUUCCUUCAAACUUGUAUGAUCAAGCGAUUUUUGAUGAACAACUUAGUCUGAUAUUUGUCAACAGGGGAUGCUUACUCCUCCUAGGCACCUGAUCCCACCUCUGAUGUGUCCAGGGGUCCGUGUUUGCCCAACUAUCUAUUUUGUAUUGCUUGUAGGAGUUAUGAGAUUGAUCACUGUUCGUUAUUUUCACCUUGCAUUUGUCUGAUUGGCCAAUACCAGGGGCGGAUCCAGGAAUUGUGGUUAGGGGGCGCGCCACUUUAUGAGACUGAGGACCGCCUUGAGGUCCACGCCCCCGGAUGCUCCUGUAUUUUACAGAUUUUAUAGGGCUUGAAAUAUGUCUCCUAGUUAAGUCAUUUGUACUAUGUUCUAUAAUUUUUGAGAAGGUGAAAUUAGUAAAAUGACACAAAAUUUAAGGUUUUUGGAAAAAAUUAAGUUCUCCCAAUAAAGUAAUUCAAGAAAUCAAAA